Messenger RNA from Suricata suricatta (meerkat), 1996 nucleotides. It is a transcript of the gene ADPRM, whose product is annotated as ADP-ribose/CDP-alcohol diphosphatase, manganese dependent. Gene Ontology annotation, molecular function: 2',3'-cyclic-nucleotide 2'-phosphodiesterase activity; CDP-glycerol diphosphatase activity; ADP-ribose diphosphatase activity. The coding region runs from base 566 to 1597 and encodes 343 amino acids. Lineage: Eukaryota; Metazoa; Chordata; Mammalia; Carnivora; Herpestidae. The record is from RefSeq and is a predicted model, not a curated record. The transcript has 6 exons.
CCGCUCCGCUCGUUGGUGGCGAGGUCGCCGAACCGGUAGCCGGGGAGCCCGUGGCCUCGGAGCCGCCGCCGGGUUCGGUCUCUUCUCAGGCGGCCUCCCCCAGCAACGCCAGUCUCCGCGUCAGCUUCGCGCCGUGGCUGCGGUAGCCGGGGAGACACCUCCAGCAGCAGUCCCAGAGCUGGUGCUGGCCCCUGAGCCGGGUCACCGGCCUGCCCUGACCAACCAGAGGGACGCGGCUGCAGCAAGCAGGGGAAGGCCACCCAUGCGCACUGAGAGUGAGGAUUUGUGCAGGUGUCUAAAGAGACGGGGCUGCUGUUAACCACACGAACAGAACUGAAUGCUGGAUGUAAAACACGUGAAAGUUAUUUUGGGGGAUGUAGCCACCAAAGAAGAGAAAGGAUCCAGCCUCUAACGUAUCAAGUGCAGUGCAUGAGUGUAAUACAUAACCUUCUGGAAAAGAGAAUCCUGACGUUUUGAUAGAAUUGUUGGGUGUUGGUGGAAGAACGUACUGAGCUGGUCUGUGUGGGGAGUGACAGGUUCCGUCAGAUAAGUCCGCGUGGAGGCGAUGGAUGAUGCUAAGCCCAGUCCUGGGCCACCGAGUGAGACCUCAGAGCCUCUCUUCUCCUUCGGAGUCAUCGCAGACGUCCAGUACGCGGACUUGGAGGACGGCUACAACUUCCAGGGGAGCCGGCGGCGGCACUACCGACACAGCCUGGUCCACCUGCGGGGCGCCAUCGAGCACUGGAACGCGGCCGGCAGCCCGCCCCGCUGCGUGCUGCAGCUGGGCGACGUCAUCGACGGCUACAACGCGCAGCACGAUGCCUCCGAGGAGGCGCUGGGGCUCGUCCUGGACGCGUUCCAGACGCUGAGCGUGCCCGUGCAUCACGCGUGGGGGAACCACGAGUUCUACAACUUCAGCAGAGACUACCUGACACGUUCCAAACUGAACACAAAGUUUCUGGAAGACCGGAUUGUGCGCCAUCCGGAGACCGUGCCUUCCGAGAACUACUAUGCGUACCAUUUUGUGCCGUUCCCCCAGUUCCGGUUCAUCUUGCUGGAUGCUUACGACCUGAGCGUCUUAGGCGUGGAUGAGUCCUCGGCAAAGUACCAGCAGUGUCUGGAGAUACUGAAGGCUCACAACCCAAACGCAGAAUUGAAUAGCCCUGAAGGACUGGUGGAGCCCCAGUAUGUCCAGUUCAACGGGGGCUUCAGCCAAGAGCAGCUGAACUGGUUGAACGAAGUUCUCACCUUCUCUGACACCAACCAGGAAAAGGUGGUGAUUGUGAGCCAUGUCCCCAUUUACCCAGAGGCCUCCGACAGUGUGUGCCUGGCCUGGAAUUACAGAGAUGCCCUGGCCGUGAUCUGGUCCCACGAGUGUGUGGUGUGUUUCUUCGCCGGCCACACUCACGACGGUGGCUACUCUGAGGACCCCUGUGGUGUGCACCACAUCAACCUAGAGGGGGUGAUAGAGACGGCGCCGGACAGCCAGGCUUUCGGCACCGUUUACGUCUACCCUGACAAGAUGCUGCUGAAAGGGAGGGGCAGGGUUCCAGACAGAACUAUGAAUUACAAGGCGGGGAACGCUUUCCCGGUUUAGUCUCGUUUCUCUCGUUUCACCUUUAAACAAAGAGACUGGCUUCGCCCUGCGUGUUGGUGCCUCUCCCCCGAGCCUUCAGUCCCCCGUUUAGUAUUCUGUUCACAUCGCACAAUGUAUUUGUGGCCGCCGUGUGCAUCAGCCCACGAGAUGCUCUGAAAUGUCACUUUCGGGUAAUAGAUCCAGGGCUGAGAGCUGGACACAGAAUGAAUGAGGGCGGCGUGAAUAAGCCGGGGCAGAGACUGAGGGGGGUGAGGCCUCAGGGCAGACUUCAGGCCUAUUCUGAAAUCAGGCCUUUGGUUUGUUUGUUUUACCCAGGAGGAUGUGGAGGAUGUACUCAUAUAUUAACUUUGUAACUUGAGAUUCGUAACAAGACAAUAAAGUAAGCUCAGGUAAACUCUU